AUGGCCACAGCCACACCCACCUUUCACAAGUGCCUCACUCAUUUCACCGACGCCAAGAAAUACAGCAAGGGACACCAAUCCCUGCACUUCCUUCACUACCAUAGACCUGUGUGUCAAGGAUGCUACCUUUCGAUGAACGGUUGCAGAGAGGGAGAUGGAAGAACAAGGAGGGCAGUUGGGACCAUAGAAACCAGAACGUUGCAACCAGUUGCAUCACCUGCAAUGGCUAUGUACAGUCUCAACAUGGCCAUUUCGGAGCUCAAAUCGGAGGCUCCGUUUGGUACCUCGUCCGGCAUAGUAAGGGUGCAGGUGCCGAUUGAGGAGCAGGUUGAGGCCAUUGAUUGGCUUCAUUCACAGAACCAUCUUCUGCUUCCUCGCUGCUUCUUCUUUGGAAGGAAACACAGUUCCAAUGGUCAAGAAAAGUUGGUGAGCGUUGCAGGGGUGGGUUCAGCUGUUUUCUUUUCCCAGCCACACCCCUUUUCCUACUGGGAUUGGAUUUCUAUAAGGAGGUUUCUUUCUGAGAGAUGUCCUUUAAUCCGUGCAUAUGGAGCUAUCCGUUUCAGUGCAGAAGCUAAGGUGUCAUCAGAGUGGCUGGCUUUUGGUUCUUUCUACUUCAUGAUUCCUCAGGUUGAGUUCAAUGAGCUUGAAGGAGGAUCGAUGCUUACCAUAACUAUUGCGUGGGAUAAUGAUCUUUCUUGGUCAUGGGAGAACGCAAUCAAUGCACUCCAAGAAACACUUUGCAAAGUUUCUUCUUCCAUUGUGAACUUUCCAAUACAAACUCCUCCAACAUUAAUAUUAAGCAGCCAUAACAUUCCUAGUAAAGUAGACUGGGAUCUUGCCGUUAAUAGAGCUUUACAAAUGAUAGAGCGAAAUGACUCCUUAUUAACCAAGAGUCCAUAUGAAUACUCAACUUCUUAUGCCAUCUUGGUAACUCAGGUUGUGCUAGCACGUAGCACUAGAGUAGUGCCUACUGCUGGUAUUGAUCCUCUUGCAUGGUUAUCUUGCUUAAAGAUUGAAGGUGAAAAUGCAUAUCAGUUUUUACUUCAGCCACCAAAUGCUCCAGCAUUCAUUGGAAACACACCAGAGCAACUAUUUCACAGAAAUUGGCUCCACAUAACUAGUGAGGCUUUGGCUGGAACCCGUGCUAGAGGAGCAUCACAAGCACUAGAUCGUCAAAUUGAACUUGACUUACUUACUAGUCCAAAGGAUGACAUUGAGUUUACCAUAGUGAGAGACACCAUAAGAAGAAAAUUAGAGGCAGUAUGUGAAAGGGUUGUGAUCAAGCCAGAGAAAAUGAUAAGAAAACUCCCUAGGAUUCAACAUUUGUUUGCUCAAUUAUCUGGCAGGUUAAGAAGCGAAGAAGAUGAGUUUGAAAUUUUGUCAUCUCUUCACCCUAGUCCAGCUGUCUGUGGGUUUCCAACAGAAGAAGCGCAACUUUUAAUUGCAGAAACAGAACUCUUUGAUCGAGGGAUGUAUGCUGGACCUGUUGGUUGGUUUGGAGGAGGAGAGAGUGAGUUUGCUGUAGGCAUCCGGUCAGCAUUGGUGGAAGAGGAUAGGGGUGCGUAUAUAUAUGCUGGGACGGGGAUUGUGGAAGGAAGCAGUCCUUAUCUGGAGUGGGAUGAGCUAGAACUCAAGACAUCUCAGUUCACCAAGUUGCUAAAGCUUGACUUGCCUCAGAGACAGAAAGUAGAUUGUAAAUGA
This is a messenger RNA of Sphenostylis stenocarpa, 1701 nucleotides long. NCBI's taxonomy places the organism in Eukaryota, Viridiplantae, Streptophyta, Magnoliopsida, Fabales, Fabaceae. The record is from the annotation of a GenBank genome assembly.